This is a messenger RNA of Gavialis gangeticus (Gharial), 1760 nucleotides long. It is a transcript of the gene LRR1, whose product is annotated as leucine rich repeat protein 1. Bases 1 to 1164 code for a protein of 387 amino acids. Lineage: Eukaryota; Metazoa; Chordata; Crocodylia; Gavialidae. The transcript is spliced from 3 exons. Gene Ontology annotation, molecular function: protein binding. The record is from RefSeq and is a predicted model, not a curated record.
AUGGUCCGAUGCUGGCGGCCUCAGGGCGGGCUCUUGGGCAGCCUGCGUAAUCACUGCCUGCCGGUCCCUCUUCCAUCCCCACAGCUGAAGGAGAACAUCGAGCAGUUCUUCACCAGGUUCGUGGAGGAGGGGAAAGCCACCGUCCGUCUGAAGGAGCCUGCCGUGGACGUCCGUCUCAGCAAGGCGAAUGCCAGCCAUUUGAAAAACUUCCUGUCAGCUGUGAGGCUGGCUCACCGAGGUACUGAUGUUGAAGCACUGCCACUUGCAGCCCUGGUACCAGCAAAGACAUCAGAAAUUGAAAAACCUAAAACGAAGAUGAUCAUCACAUCACGAAAAGAUUACCCGCUCACCAAGAACUUCCCGUACUUUCUCGAGCACCUCCAGGCCUCGUAUUGUAAGCUUGCCCGAGUUGACAUGCGCAUGCUGUGCCUGAAGAAACUCCUCAAACUGGAUUUGAGCCACAAUCAUAUCAAACAGUUGCCAGCAACUAUCGGUGACCUCAUCUGCCUGCAGGAACUUCACCUGCAUGACAAUCACUUGGAGUCCUUCAGUGUGGCUCUGUGCAAGUCCACACUUCAGAAGUCUCUCCAGCUCUUGGACCUCAGCCAGAAUAAAAUUAAAGCGCUUCCGAUCCAGUUUUGUCAGUUGCGAGAGCUCGUUCAUUUAAAGCUGGAUGACAACGAGUUGAUCCGGUUGCCAUUCAGAAUGGGCCAAUUAAGUCAACUGCGCUUCCUGUCAGCAGCCCGCAAUAAGCUCCCUUUUUUACCCAGUGACUUCAGAAAGCUGUCUCUUGAGAACCUGGAUCUCUUUGGAAACCCCUUUGAGCAGCCUAAUCCACUUGUUCCCAGCAUACAGCUAAAAAUACCAUUAACUUUAUUAGAGUCUGCAGCAAGAGCGACAGUAAAUUACAGAAUCCCAUAUGGUCAUCAUCUCCUUCCUUCCCACCUCUGUGAAGACUUGGAAGUGGCUAAAACAUGUCAGUGUGGAAGUGCUUGUCUAGCAAGCUUCAUUCAAACAACUGUGACCAUGAAUCUCCAUCACGUAGCUCAUACUGUGGUCCUUGUGGAUAACAUGGGAGGUACAGAGGCACCCAUUAUCUGCUACUUUUGCUCCCUAACUUGUUAUUCCCAGUUCCUGGAUAGAUACCUACUAAGCAGUAGGUGACCUUGUAGGAGCAACAGAAGCUCUGUGGAAACUUUAUUCAGUGCUGGAGGACUCAGAAACCAACUGCUGCUGGGUUAUCCACGUCGGCUGUUACGACACGGAGACAAACCAUUGAGCGUGCUACAAAUGGUCGACUCUCUCAGACUUAUAAAGCCUUCUCACUAUAAACCUGCUGUGGUCUGUCUGUCCUCUCACAUUUCAUGAGUCUUAAAUACUUACACUUCACUGCAAAGGACAAGAUAGCUCUCAGUUUGGAACUUCUUAAGAAUGUAUUUUGGCUUUUUUGUGUUGUCCAAAGCUUCACAGGUGUUUUCUCCUUAUGCUUAUGCUGUGGACUGAAAUGAAAACACUUUAGUUCCAGGCAAGAAUUCUGGGCACACAUGCUCAACUUUGGGUGCAGCAGUGCUGUGUUUCUAUCAGACCAACUAUUUGUAUGUUUUUAUAACUUUGUCAUUUGAAAGAAAUUGGUUCCGCAGUCACAACCUAAACAGUAUUUCCUGUUACUUUCUAAGCAUCACAGCUGUUUUUAAGGAUUUUGUUUUAAAAUGCCCAUGAUGUGAUUACUUCAUUUAUUAAACACUGAAGUUCUUCCACUU